Messenger RNA from Fusarium subglutinans, 1524 nucleotides. Its product is annotated as molybdopterin-converting factor chlN. The coding region runs from base 1 to 1524 and encodes 507 amino acids. Gene Ontology annotation, biological process: cyclic threonylcarbamoyladenosine biosynthetic process. The record is from RefSeq and is a predicted model, not a curated record. Gene Ontology annotation, molecular function: ubiquitin-like modifier activating enzyme activity; tRNA threonylcarbamoyladenosine dehydratase activity. The transcript is spliced from 2 exons. Lineage: Eukaryota; Fungi; Ascomycota; Sordariomycetes; Hypocreales; Nectriaceae. Gene Ontology annotation, cellular component: mitochondrial outer membrane.
AUGUCUUCCUUCUUAUCCUCGGACACGUUCUCCAACCCAAGAUUUCAGCUUUUUGCGGCUGCUGUCUUCUCAGCAGCUACUACAGCUUCCUUGUUACUCGGCUAUCAAGCGUUGGAGCGCGAAGAGAGAGUACAUGAACUGAAGAGCUCAAUUCCUGCUGAUGAUCCUAACAUUCAACCAUUGAAUAACUUUGGCGGCUCAUCAGCGCCACCAGUUGAUAAGGAGGACGCAAGGAAUCAGGCUCUUGCCCGUCGGGCACAAGCUGGUGAUUUCGAUGAAGAACUAAUUCUCGAACAACUAGCGAGGAACAGGGUCUUCUUGACAGAUGAAGGCCUUGAUAAGCUACGGAACUCGUUCGUCAUUGUGGUUGGCUGCGGAGGAGUUGGCUCUCACUGCACAGCAGCCCUUGCUCGUUCUGGUGUUUCGAAAAUCAGGCUGAUAGAUUUCGAUCAAGUGACUCUGAGCUCUUUGAACCGACAUGCGGUCGCUACACUGGCUGAUGUUGGUAUUCCCAAGGUCCAAUGCUUGGAACGACGCCUGAUUGCCAUUGCACCAUGGGUUAAAUUCGAUCUGCGCCAGGAGCAAUUUAAUGAGGAUGUUGCGGAGCGCUUACUUCGCCCCUGGAGCGAAGAUGGACGCGCCCCUGACUUCGUUAUCGAUGCCAUCGACAACAUCGAGACCAAGGUCUCACUUCUCGAAUUUUGCUACAAGAAGAACCUGCCAGUCAUCAGUGCCAUGGGCGCAGGGUGCAAAAGCGAUCCUACAAGAAUCAUUGUGGGAGAUAUUGGGGCGAGCAAGGAUGACGGGCUCUCAAGGGCGACACGAAGGAAGCUGAAGCUGAAGGGUAUCACAAGCGGCAUCCCCGUUGUCUACUCUACAGAGACAUCAGGCGCUGGUAAAGCUGAGCUACUCCCACUACCUGAAGAGGAGUUCCAGAAAGGCUCUGUUGGCGAUCUAGCUGCCAUGCCCAACUUUCGCGUCCGGAUUCUACCUGUACUCGGCACAAUGCCGGCCAUCUUUGGUCUUACAGUGGCAAACCAUGUCAUUCUGAGCAUUACAGGCUAUCCCUUAGACUAUGUACCUGCCAAGGGCCGGGAAAAGAUGUACGAGGGCAUGCUGGCAACACUGCAGAGCUACGAGGAGAAGUUGGCACGAUUAGGUAAUGAGGGCGAUCAAAUAGGCCUCAAGGUCCCCAUCACUGUCGGUGACGUUGCUUUCCUUUCUGAGGAGCUCUAUCAGGGACGAAGUGCCAUUACUGGUAUCCCCACGAAGCUGGUCCUAAUCCGGUGGCAGAAGCCCAGCGGCUCCAGUAUCACGACCUUGGGUGAGGGCAAGAACAUACAGAAGUGCUCUACAGUGAAGCUUCACGAUCUCGUGUUAAUGACCAAGGACGAGGCCACUAGACAUGAGAAGGAGAUCUUCAAGGGUGGGAAAUCUCUUGAAGAUGUAUAUGAUGCUGAGACAAUUGCGCGAGUUGAGAAGAAGAGAGAGACGGCUGAGAAGUACGAGGGUUUUCGUUCAUGA